GAAAGAAGCAUCUCUGAAGAAAUUUUGCAGAGCACAAAAGGGGAUUUAUGGAGUGCAACAACUAUUCCUGAGUUCAAUUAAACUAUGACGCCAGAAAACUCCCACCCAGAAGAAUACAGGAUUGCAUCACUGGUCUUCUACAGCUUUGUGCUCACAGUGGGAUUGCUGGUGAAUGCCACUGCACUGUGGGUGUUCAGCUGCACUACCAAGAAGAGAACCACUAUAACUGUAUACAUGAUGAACGUCGCAUUGCUUGACCUGGUUUUUAUCUUCUCCCUGCCCUUCCGGAUAAUCUACCACGGGACGGAAGCGUGGCCUUUUGGAGAUACCUUCUGCCGGAUCCUCGGGGCUUUCACCGUGUUUUACCCAGCCCUUGCUCUGUGGCUGCUCGCUUUCAUCAGCGUAGACAGAUUCAUGGCUAUUGUCCAGCCCAAACAUGUCAAAGAACUCAAAAAUACAAAAAAAGCUGUGCUGGCUUGCGCUGGAAUCUGGAUAAUGACCCUCUCAACAACAUCCCCGUUGGUGUUUUUACGAUCUGAUCCAGACCAAGCCUCAAAUUUCACCACCUGCAUGAAAAUGCUUGAUAUCAUCCAUUUAAAGGAAGUAAAUACACUGAAUUUUUGUCGCUUGAUUUUUUUCUUUCUGAUCCCCUUGUUUAUCAUGAUGGGGUGUUACCUAGUCAUUAUUUAUAAUUUUAUUCAUGGCAAGACUUCCAAACUGAAGCCUAAGGCCAAGGAGAGAUCCAUAAGAAUUAUAGUUACUCUGAUUGCUCAGGUACUCAUCUGCUUUGUACCCUUCCACAUCUGCUUUGCCUUCCUGAUGCUGCAAGAUGAAAAUACAAGUUACAAUCCCUGGGCAGCCUUCACCACCUUCCUCAUGAAUCUCAGCACAUGCUUGGAUGUUAUACUGUACUACAUUGUUUCCAAACAAUUCCAGGCAAGAGUCAUCAGCGUGAUCCUUUAUCGCAAUUACCUUCGGAGCGUGCGCAGGAAAAGUUUUCGAACUGGAAGUGUCAGAUCACUCAAUAAUAUUAACAGUGAAAUGAUAUAAAAAGAGGAAAAAUGUCAGGGGACUUUUACAAUGCAAACAAGGGAUUCUUUUUCCAAAUUCUAGCACUCAGCUACGCAGAAGGAUGUUCGAUAACCAAAGGUAACAGCUAUAUUUGUGCAUUGUAAAUGUGACAGAAGCAGAAUAAUAAUUGCACUUCUUUUUAUUUGCUCAACAUCUUUUGUUGUUUCACCUGAAAUGAACUAAAACCUAGCACCAGUGUUAAACUUUCCAAUGCUUUUAUCACCUCAAACGACUGUGAAUAUUGUCAGAUGUGAAAGAGACUAUUAAUAUAAUAAAGUAGACAACACU
This is a messenger RNA of Melospiza georgiana, 1359 nucleotides long. RefSeq names its product G protein-coupled receptor 18 (gene GPR18). Lineage: Eukaryota; Metazoa; Chordata; Aves; Passeriformes; Passerellidae. Gene Ontology annotation, molecular function: G protein-coupled receptor activity. The record is from RefSeq and is a predicted model, not a curated record. Gene Ontology annotation, cellular component: membrane. Gene Ontology annotation, biological process: positive regulation of Rho protein signal transduction; phospholipase C-activating G protein-coupled receptor signaling pathway. The transcript has 2 exons. Bases 85 to 1050 code for a protein of 321 amino acids.